Messenger RNA from Rhipicephalus sanguineus (brown dog tick), 523 nucleotides. RefSeq lists its product as uncharacterized. The record is from RefSeq and is a predicted model, not a curated record. Gene Ontology annotation, molecular function: heme binding; oxygen binding. The transcript is spliced from 2 exons. Bases 124 to 348 code for a protein of 74 amino acids. NCBI's taxonomy places the organism in Eukaryota, Metazoa, Arthropoda, Arachnida, Ixodida, Ixodidae.
ACCACAUUUGUUCGCACACAACCCGCACUGGCGAUAUUUAAGCAUCCGUCGUCUAAGCUCACGUUGUCGCGUGCCCAGACGGAAUUGGUGCGGAAGAACGCGCGCAACCAUCUGCGGAGACCCAUGGGGCCCCAGCACUUCGCCAACAUGCACGAGCUCCUGGUGGAAGUGAUGCAGGACAAACUGCGCUCGCGCAUGUCUCCCGGAGCGGUCAGGGCCUGGACGAAGCUGUUCGAAUACUGCCAGAAGGUCAUCGUACAGGUCUAUGCCGAGCACAAGAGGGCGAUCGAGAUGGGAAAACCCCACGGGAUCCUCAAUCCGCCGCGAGAGAAGCCAGCUCACCAGUAGAGUGCAGCCCGACAGCGAACGAGAUGUGGUUUGCAGGCCUUCUGCGCAAACCUCUGGCACUGGAGAGCGCUCAUUUUAACGUUUCUUUCCCAGAACAAGGACAGAAUGGUACAAUCCAAAAUAUGACUAAAGCACUCACAUUGAGUAGCCUGUGUGACAUAAGUUUGUUUCUCGA